Molecule: messenger RNA, 5770 nt
Organism: Elgaria multicarinata webbii
Lineage: Eukaryota; Metazoa; Chordata; Lepidosauria; Squamata; Anguidae
Gene: USP42
Product: ubiquitin specific peptidase 42
Exons: 17
Coding region: 117-4058 (1313 amino acids)
Biological process (GO): regulation of apoptotic process; protein deubiquitination
Cellular component (GO): cytosol; nucleus
Molecular function (GO): cysteine-type deubiquitinase activity
Source: RefSeq, a predicted model, not a curated record
GCGGAGCGGGGGACGUCAUUGUUCCCCGACACGGGCCAAGCAGGAGCAGGAGGCGGAGGCGGAGCGGGCGGGCUGAGGCGAAAAGGGACCCGGCAGCGCCGACCCAGAGAUGAACAAUGACCAUAGUUGACAAGACAUCUGAGUCCUCAAAGCCUUCGGCUUCUGAGAAGCAGCCUUUCAGCUCCGUGGCACCAGCUUCCGGAGAUAUGGACUCAGGCUCUGCAGGAUGGGGUGCUGUGUCUUCUUCUUUAGAAGCUCCGAAACACAAAAUCUCUUUGGGACCAGUGCCAGGAGCUGCAGUGUACUCUAAUUCAUCGGUACCUGAUAAAUCCAAGCCCUCCGCUCAGAAAGAUCUAUCAGCUACUGGUGACGGCAUUGCGGCGCCCCAGAAGGUCCUCUUUCCGUCGGAGAAGAUAUGCUUAAAAUGGCAAAAAAUGCACAGAGUUGGAGCUGGUCUCCAAAAUCUUGGAAAUACGUGCUUCCUCAACUCUGCUUUGCAGUGUCUGACCUACACCCCUCCUCUUGCCAACUACAUGCUUUCCCAUGAACACUCCAAAACCUGUCACGAACAAGGAUUUUGCAUGAUGUGCACCAUGCAAGGUCACAUCACCCAGGCCCUUUCUAACUCCGGCAAUGUCAUCAAGCCUAUGCCUGUCAUAAACGACCUUAGACGGAUAGCAAAACAUUUCCGGUUUGGCAACCAGGAAGAUGCACAUGAAUUUCUACGGUACACUGUUGAUGCUAUGCAGAAAGCAUGUCUGAAUGGUAGCAACAAAUUGGACAGACAUACCCAGGCUACCACAUUCAUUCAUCAAAUAUUUGGAGGAUACCUAAGAUCUAGAGUAAAAUGCAUGAACUGCAAAGGUGUUUCAGAUACUUUUGAUCCAUAUCUGGAUGUUACGUUGGAGAUAAAGUCCGCUCAAAGCGUUAAUAAAGCCCUGGAGCAAUUUGUCAAGCCGGAACAACUGGAUGGUGAAAAUGCCUAUAAAUGUAGCAAGUGUAAAAAAAUGGUCCCUGCAUCAAAGCGGUUUACAAUACAUCGAGCUUCAAAUGUCCUCACCUUGUCCCUGAAACGGUUUGCAAAUUUCAGUGGUGGCAAAAUUACAAAGGAAGUGAAAUAUCCUGAAUACUUGGAUAUUCGACCAUAUAUGUCCCAGCCAAAUGAAGAGCCAAUUAUUUAUGCAUUGUAUGCAGUCCUGGUCCAUACUGGUUUCAAUUGUCAUGCAGGACAUUACUACUGCUACAUCAAGGCCAGUAAUGGACAGUGGUACCAGAUGAACGACUCUACUGUCUCAAACAGUGACAUCAGAACUGUACUGAAUCAGCAGGCCUAUGUGCUUUUUUAUAUCAGGUCCCAUGACAUGAGAAAUGGCGGCGAACACAUUCAUUCCGUUCACACUCCAGGGCAGUCUUCUCCCCGGCCUGUUAUCAAUCAGAGGGUAGUCAAUAAUAAGCAAACUGCGCCAGGAUUUAUUGGACCACAACUCCCUCCCCACAUGAUUAAGAAUUCAAAUCACUUGAAUGGAACUGGAUCCCUGAAAGAAACUCCCAGCAGCUCUGUGGCGAUCGCCAGCAACGUUGCCCUGAGCAGGCCGUCUUCUGCUCCGCCCACCAUGUCCAUCCCAAACUGGACGAUGAACAGGCCUGCAACCUCUACGACGCCCGACCCUUCCAAAAAGCAAAAAAUCACCAUCAGUAUUCACAACAAGUUGCCUGUUCGCCAAAGUGUCUCCCACGCCAGCUGUACCUUGGAGAACCUCAACAAGCCGGCCCCGUCCUCGACCAUUUCCAACCCUUCUGCGGUGCAAUCUACCUCAAGCGCGUCUACCGUAUCGGCUGCUAACCAAGUCCCCAAACCGACGGCUCCCGGCGAAGCAGGUCCCAAGCUGGUGGUGAACGGCAAGUCCAAACUCAGCCCGAGUAUGUUGGUACCGUACGGGGCAGAAUCUUCGGAAGACUCUGACGAGGAGUCCAAAGGGCUGGUAAAGGAGAACGGCCACUCCGAGCCUUUCAACGGCGUUUUAAUUGAAAACGUGGCCAGCGCCACGGAGAGCUCCUCUGCGUCCUGUCACGGCGUGGAGAAGGAGGUCUCGCAGCAUGAGCUGCCCAAGAACAUUACCGUGGUCGUUUCUAUUAGCCUGAACGAUACCCCUAAGCAAAACGGACAGCUAUGCAAUGAUUCCGCUUGCCAAGCAAAGCCCGCUAAAUUGGCCGAGAACCCGUUUUCCAAAGCUAAUGGACUGCCUGGAAAAGGAGCACCUACAGCUUUGCCCCCAGUUCCUGAAGACAGGAUCUUAGAGUCUUUCAAAUACAAUCAGCUGAAAACCUCAUCAGGGGACAUAAUAAGUGCUAGUGGAACCGAAAAAGCGUCGGAAGAAGGGGGCUGUUCCGAAGAGGCCCCCGGUACCCUCACCAACAACAUCCAGAACCCGUUGGCCCCGUCAGACCCUGAAAUCACUUCUACCACGGAAGAACCUUGCGAGAGGGUCACCGCCGAAACGGAAAUCCCUCCGUUAGAGAGCGAUGGGCGACGGGGCCAUAAGUCCAGUUCCCCGGGAGCGGAAGAAUUCCCCAGGAAAGGUGACAUGGAGGACCAGGCAGAAAAGACGAGAGGACCAAAAGAAGGGAAGGUGGCUUGGGAAAAGAGCCCCGAGCCUGGCAGAGGCGCUUUGGGGGCAGUUGAAAAGGGGGUGCAAAGCCCCCUUGCCAAGUCUGACAAUGAAUGUAGCUCUCAAAAGCUUGCCACUCUCAACACGGCGGAGAAAUGCCGAGAAACACAGGACAGUGAGAAAAGCUAUGAGGAUGCCACGCCGCCCGACGCCUCUUCCGUUCCAAGGCCGGAUGCCAUCGGGGGGAGCCCGCGCUCGAAGAACGACGGUGGCCGGCUGGGAGAAAACAACGAACAAUUCCAAGGGAACCCAGAAAGGCAAGAGCCAAAAUCUCAUUCUCCCCUGAAGGAGAAAGUUUUCACCUCCAAAAAAACUGACAAAGAGCACUACCGUUCAAAGAGGAAGCGCUCUGAAAGCGAGGAGGAAGAGGAGGAGAAGGAGGUGGCAGCGGAGGAGGCGGUGGCCACGGAGGCCACCCGGAGCCAACCAGAUGGGCACUACAGCAAGAGGAGGUGCUCCCACAGCAGGGAAGGUGCAAAGCAGCAAGAGCAUUAUCGACGAGAGUACUACAAUGCAAGUUAUUACCGGUUCCCAUGCAGUCCUGACCCUGGGAGGAGCUUGGGAAAAUACCCCCCUUACAGAUCUCGCAGCCGAGGGAAGACGGACCCGGAAAGGAACCGGCAUUGUUACGGGAAAGGCGAGCGUUCGUGGAGCAGAGAGCGGUAUUAUCAAGACCUCCCGAGGAGAUGGGAGGGCUGCAGGUCUUACCAUUACUCUUCCCAUGUCCCCCGGUAUAAUCAGGAUAGAAAAUUCACUCAUUGCGAGAGAGACUAUAACAAAUCAAGUUACGUUUACAGUAGCCCGUAUAAAUAUGAUUAUUAUAAAAGCAGAUGGACUCAUGACCAGGAAAGGAAACGGCGAUGCCAGAGCCCCGAGGGCGGCGACAGCCCCCUGGAAAAAAGAUGCCAAAAGGUUUUGCAAAGUGAAUCUCUCGACGAGCAAAGAGGGCGGAAGCACAAGAAGUCGAAGAAAAAGAAGAAGUUAAAAGAUAAACACCGAGAGAGAGAGUACAGGCAUCGCCAGGAGUCCGACCCAUCUGUGUCCAGCUCCGAGGCAGAGACUCACAAGCAUAAACAUAAGAAAAAGAAGAAGAAAAAGAAGAAACGUACAAAGAAAUCAGAAGGCUGCGAUGAAAUUUCAGCUCCUCCCCUUCCCAAGCCAAGCAGUUUGGAAACCAAGAAUCUCAAAACCUGGGAGAUGGCCGAAUCUUCGGUGGAGGCGUGUAGAAAACGUGGCCGGGGGCCCCAGGAUGGAGACACUGCCCUUUGCCAACAAACGAAGAGCAUAGAUGAUAGCAACAGAGAUGGCCCCUGCCCAUCUGCAGACCAUAAUGUAGAUCCAGGGUUUCAGCUGGAAGCCAUCCCUCCACAGCUUGCAGUAUAUUUAUAAACCGAAAAGCGAUUAACUCUUUAAUUCAUAAUUGGUGCUUCAGAAAUACUGUACAGGAUUUUACCAUGGAGAAAAGAAAAAAAACACCUUUUUUAGUUUUUACCUUGAGACUUUCUUUUUUUAAAUUAUCUGCAAUCCAAAAACAAGCCAACAACAAAAAGGAUGGAAACUUUCUACAACUGCUGAACAUCGUAAAAAUUUACCCUGUAAAUGUCACAGUAAGAAUUAAUGCCCUGGAACAGAACAUCUCAAAUGCUGCUUAGUUACAGACUCAGGUUGAUUGUGUUAUUCAUGUGAUGUUGCUCCAAGUCUACACAUCUGACGCAAGGGGCGAGGAAACCACAGAAUUAUCAAGCUGCAACUGAUAGUCUCUAUUUAAUUUAAAGAAUUAUUUAAAAAAAAAUUCACACACAACUAGGAUUUUUGCAAGAGCUUCAUCUGUUUUCUGUGAUGUCUGCUACUAGAAACUCACUUACUUUGUUUAUUUUUUUAAUUUUUGUUGGAUUCCAGUCUUGGACUUUGUGAAAUGUGCCGUUCAGACUCUUACCAGUUUUUGAAUGUAUCUCAGAACACAUCCGAAGACUCCUUGCCACACCUCUCGAGGGGGCUGUUUCUCCUGGCCCUGAGAGGUCACCAACCAACCACCGACUGGCAAUCGCGGGCCGUUUGAACAGCUGGGCUCAUUGUCUCACCAUCCAUGAGCUGUUCGGUUGGUCUGGGGUAUCUGCCCUCCCUGCUUCUAUUCCCCCACUCUGGUCGCCCUUGCCUCCUUGGCUGGGUUUUCCCUCUGCAGGCUUGUUCUUUUGGCCAUUGCUCGACCCCUAUGUGGCCUUCUCCCCCAAUCAUCUUGGCUGCUGCUUCCACCCCAUUUUUCUUGUCUAGUUUGUCUUCAUCUCCUCCAUCUUCUGUCUCAUUGACCUAGUUCACACAUAACAAUAACCCCAAGUAUGGAUUGUUGUUGAAUCGUGGGUGCAAACCCUACACUAUGGCUUAACUUUAGGUUGUUAACCCCAAACACCCCAAAGUUCACAAUUCAACGAGCCAUGGGUUCUCUUCCCAGGUUGUUCGUGAUUCGCACGUAACGACAACCCACAAUUCAAUAAGUCAUACGCAACCCAUACUCGGGAUUGCUGUUACGUGCGAAUCUCUUCUUCAUUCCGUUCUUGCUUCCUGCAGCUGCCUACCCUCAGCUUUUUCAAGCUGACUGGACUGUCCUACCGUUCUAGGGCGACUUGUCAGUCCUUGCCCGUGGACGAUGACAGUCAACAGGCACCAGGGCCUACAGCCACCCUGCGUUGUCCCAAAAAUUGCCCGAAGGAACCAACCUCAUACUUCCACUACAUUUUUAUUGCAUUUAUUUUUAAUAUUGUGAUGCUUGUCUUGACGGGUCUGAGUUGUCUGGUUCUUGUCCCUUCUUCAAAGUUUCUAGUUACAGACACAUUUCAUACUGUGAUUUAAUUUUUUUUUUAAUGAUGAAAUGCUAUCAAACUGUGAUACACUUAAUUCACUGGUCCUGCAUCAGGAGACGGAGUGGGGAAAGCUGUAUUAAAUACAGUUCAUCUGAAUAAUCUGUCUGGUUUAUACAAGCUGUGUUGUUCAGAGAUGUCUAAAGUUUGAUCUUUGUUUUUUUAAAGAUAAAAGCACUUGCCCCACUUGUAAAUAUUAUGGCAUGUAAAAUUUAUAUAGUAUAUAAAUACAGCAAGUCAAAACAA